Molecule: messenger RNA, 1807 nt
Organism: Owenia fusiformis
Lineage: Eukaryota; Metazoa; Annelida; Polychaeta; Sabellida; Oweniidae
Source: the annotation of a GenBank genome assembly
UGAAUCGGUUUCUAUGGAUAGAUAGAAUUUGCUGAACAAACGAAAAGAUCAAUAUAAGGAAUUAUAACCAGAUUUAUGUAAUAUAAACAAUGUACAUACAGACUGCAAAAUGGAUGGGGAAAAUUCAUAUGCUGGAAUUGCAAAAUGUGAUACAAUGACUAUUAAUGAGAAUGAGAGCCCAAGUGAAGCAAAUGACAAUACAGCACCAGUAACAGAAGUUACAAAUGACAACAGACCAUCUCAAAUUGAAGCAGAUCCAAAUGGAGGUGCAAUUAACACUGGAGAAGAAACACCUCUUGAAGUGCAAUCCAGUGCAACAUGCUCAACUGCCAUAUCCAGUUCAGGAGCAGUAUCAAGUAUGACGGUAACCACAAGUGCGUCACACCCAGUGAAUACGACAGUCAUAUCAAGAGCCAUAGUGCGACAUUCAAGUGAAGCUCAAGGGCCACAACCCACAUCCCCAAAUGAUGAAUCUAGUCAAGGUUUCUCUAACAUGGAAUCCAGCCAAGCUAAUGUCAAUAUGAGUUCUAGUCAAGCUCGAGGUUCCCAACUCCCAUCCCCAAACAUUGGAUCUAGCCAACCUUUUGCUAACAUGAAUUCUGGUCAUGCUCAAGGGUUACCAACUCGGUUUACCCAUCAUCCAGGAUCUAGUCAUUCCCAUAGCACCCCACCUCAGAUGGUAAACCCGACACCUAGUCAGUUUAGGCCUUUGCCUCCUAUAUUACCAGCAAACUCCGAGUCAUCGCGCUAUCUACCUAAUUUACCCCCAAGGCGAUCUGGACUUCAGCCCCAACUUCAGAUUCCCACCCAGACGUUACCCCCUGGUACUGAUGCAAGCACUAGUGGGCAAGGUCCGCAGAGAUUUCAACUGAGUUUUGUGUAUAUACGCAGUCUGUACAGGGGACCAGGACGACGAUUCUUCAUCAGAGCUUUGCUUGCUUUUGCUGUUGCUGUUGCUUUGGUGAUUAUUGGGGCCAUUCUCUCAGCUCUUGAUAUGAUCGCCCAGUUCAUCACGCCACUCGUGAUUGCAGCAGUCAUCCUGCUUUUAGUGGGUAUGUGGUACUUGUUCAGGGCACAUAGGGCACAACUUGGUCGCAACAACCUCACUCAAAUGGACAUUGAGAGAAACACAGUUGUUUGUGUGAUUGACAUACAGAAUCAACAGAGGUCGUCUAGCAAUGCACCUCCAAAUUACAAUGACGUCAUACAGCAAACGGGGCAAAGAGGAGGUUAUGCAAAUCCCAGUAUGCUUGCUUCGCCACCACCUUAUGGCUCAUCCAGUAGUACAGCUGGGUACACACCUCCUGUGAUAACAAUAUCACCUCCUUCAUAUUCCAGUAUCUCAUCUUUGGGGGUUACACAUUCUAAUACAGGGCACAUUGGGCCGACACAUUCUGAUGCAAGAUCUAUGGGGGCUACCCAUUCUGAUGCAAGAUCUAUGGGGGUUACAUGUUCUGGUGCAGGAUCUAUGGGGGUUACACAUUCUGAUGCAAGAUCUAUGGGGGUUACACAUUCUAACACAGCAGCUGUGUCUAUACCACCUAGUUACGAGGAAGCAACCAUGCUGGCUGAAUCACAAAUAGAUGGCGAUAUGAUCACUAAUCAAAAUGAAAACAUUCCAACAAUCACAAACUUAAGUGACAACUCUGCAAUUCAUAACAAUGAAGCAGAUGGGAUGGUUAAUGAUGGCUUUGUGGCAGAUGAAAGCAAUGGGCCUCAGAAUGUGCAGUCCCCACCUGAUGAAAGGGUUAUAAAUGAAACUGAUAUAAGAUUUCAAUUUGACUCUUCACAGGCAACUAGACUUUAG